Cuculus canorus (common cuckoo) is the source of this 957-nucleotide messenger RNA. Its product is annotated as olfactory receptor 6B1. Gene Ontology annotation, cellular component: membrane. The record is from RefSeq and is a predicted model, not a curated record. Gene Ontology annotation, biological process: G protein-coupled receptor signaling pathway. Gene Ontology annotation, molecular function: G protein-coupled receptor activity; olfactory receptor activity. NCBI's taxonomy places the organism in Eukaryota, Metazoa, Chordata, Aves, Cuculiformes, Cuculidae.
AUGGCAGACGCAAAACAAGAAAAUCAGACUUCCCUCACGGAAUUCAUCCUCUUGGGGUUUGGGAAUAUCCCCAACCUACGGAUUUUUCUCUUUCUGUUUUUUUUAUUAAUCUAUUUUGUGACCAUAACUGGGAACAUACUCAUCAUUCUUCUGAUUGUGAUAGAUCAGCAUCUGCACACACCUAUGUACUACUUCUUGGGGAACUUAUCUUGCUUGGAGACCUGCUACACCUCAAACAUCUUACCCAGGAUGUUAGUCAACUUCCUGACAAAGGAAAACAGAAUCUCAUUUAACAACUGUUUCUUGCAAUUUUAUUUCUUUGCUUCUUUGGCAUGUGCUGAGUGCUACCUUUUAUCUGCAAUGUCUUAUGAUCGUUAUCUAGCAAUAUGUAAACCUUUGCAUUACACAACACUUAUGAGUGUCAGAUCCUGCAUCCUUCUAGCAGCUGGAUCCUGGCUUUGCGGGUUUCUGGCUAGCAUCUGUACGACACUAUACGCCUCGUGGCUGACUUUCUGUGGGCCCAAUGAAAUCGACCAUUUCUUUUGUGAUUACACCCCAUUAUUAGUGCUCUCCUGCAGUGAAACACAUGAAACAGAAUCAGUCAUGUCCAUUUUAGCCUCUGCAUGCACCAUGCCUCCAUUUCUUUUAACCUUGGCAUCCUAUAUUUGUAUCAUCACCGCUAUCCUGAAAAUCCCUUCUAACGUAGGGAGGCAAAAAGCUUUCUCUACUUGCUCCUCCCACCUCAUUGUAGUCAUACUUUUCUAUGGAACCCUCAUUAUCGUCUACACAUUGCCCAAAACUAAAGCCCUUAGAGAGGUAAACAAAAUCUUAUCUGUUUUUUAUACUAUCCUGACUCCUAUGCUCAAUCCCCUGAUCUACAGUCUGAGAAACAAGAAGUUUAAAGAAGCUUUGAGAAAAGCUUUUGGCAAAUAUUCAUUAAACUUAUUUAAUCUUUAG